Penaeus vannamei (Pacific white shrimp) is the source of this 933-nucleotide messenger RNA. Lineage: Eukaryota; Metazoa; Arthropoda; Malacostraca; Decapoda; Penaeidae. The record is from RefSeq and is a predicted model, not a curated record.
UUUCGUAUUCCUUCUGUCAAGAUGUACUGCCAUAUCCUCCUAGCCUGUGCGAUAUGUGCCUGCGCCGCGUCCGCCCAGACGUACGAGGCCCUGGGCGUGCUUCAGCCGGCGAAACCGAAGGACUUGGGCAAGCACGAGGGCGUUGUGGCGGCGACCAUCGACAUCCUGCCCGAGGUUGCCAAGACCCUGAAGGAGCUGACCAGCAGGAUGACUCGCUCUCAGGCCGACCCCUUCGACUCGCAGAAUAUUUUCGAGAUCCUGAUGGCGUUCAUGCCCGUGACCCGCAGGAUCCUGUUCGCCGUGGCGGAGGCCGAGGGGCGGAGCGUGUCCGAGGAGGAGCUGCAGAGGCUGGACCGCGCCGAGAAGAUCCUUCCCUCCGCCUUCAAGUUCAUGCUCAAGAUUCAGGGCAGCGACUUCUUCGGCUUCGAGGACUCGGCCGCCGAGAGGGCCCCGACGGAGGACGCCGCCGCCCUCGCCGACACCAGUCUCAGCGGGUCCUUCGUCCAGAUGCCCCACGGGAGGGCAGUGUUCAUCCACCACGGGUAGGCGCUGGCGGAGGGACAAGAAAGAGAAGACACAGGCGGGUCAGGAGCAGAAAGAGUACAAAAAGUCGGAGGAGGAAGAAGAGAAGAAGCACAAGUUGUCGAACCAGGAAGAUCACGAGGAGAUGAAGUAGAGAGAAAUACAGAAGCAGCAGUCUAUUACAAAAAAGAGCAAUAGGAUAAGAAAAUUCCGAAAAGAAGGAACGUAAUUACUGCUGAAGAAGAAAAGUUCAUUAACACGGCAUUUAAAUCUCCGAGCAUCUGAUGCAGGCCUCAUCUGAUUCUAUUUCCCGAACAAUUUGCAUAAUUGUAACACCACUCAGUGAUAAAAAACUACCUCCCCCUUAACUCACCACAAACUGUACAUAUAUGUAAUUAAACGAUGUAAAUA